CAAGCGUCAUCUGCAGCGUCACAUGCGGGACGAGUGCAUCGGCAUACCGCCGCGUUUCAAUUGUGAAUUCUGCAGUUCGCGUUUCCGUCGCAAAUAUCACAUGGUCCGGCAUCUGGUCUCCAAGCAUGGCAUACCCCCGGCCAUUGCACAACAGACGACGGGCAGCGGUUCGCGGACCAGCAGUCCGCGCAGCAACAAUCUGGAGCACAAACUGAGCGCUGCUGCGGUGGGCGUGGCCGGUGGAGGCAGCAGUGUUAAUGGUGGUGCCGGCGGUGGCGGCGGCAAUGGAGGCAUCCACAGCGACAGCGCCAGCGUGGGCAGCGCUGGCUCGCACAACGGCUGCGAGAGUCCCAUACCCGAGAAUCUGUCGCUGCGCAAGGAGCACUAUGAGCGGGAUGAGAACUUGAACGGUUCGCGCUGCACAAGUCCCUUGCCGCCGCACAUGAUGCCCAUACCCACGUAUGGGCUGACGGGUGCCAUUACAGCUAUUUCAGCAGCCGCUGCAGUGGUCGAGGAGCAGGCAGCCGCGGCAGCAGCAGCAGCAGCGGCGGCCGCAGCAGCAGCAGCCGCAGCUGGCAACAACAAUGGCAGCGAUGCAACAGCGGGCAGCGUCGCGGAAUUGGCCGCUGCCGCUGAGCUGGCCAUCAAGGCGGAGCCGGUGACGCCGGGCAAGGCGCAGCCGCAUCAUCUGCUCGACGAGGAGUGGAACAUGAAGCUCGGCCUGCAGAUCAUAUCCAAUUCAUUGCUCAAGGAGCGCUUGAUGAAUACAAUGCCAUUUGCGUACAACAAUAACUGAAGUUGUACAAUUUUGACCCUUUCUUUUAGCCCUAAAGUAAACCAAAGUAUAUUUGACUUAAGAUUAACUAACAGGACAAACUAAACUAAAAAGAGAAGAAUUAUUUAUAUUUAUUAUUACCAAAACAAAGUCUUACAGCUACUUUAGUUUCAUAAUUUUAAUUUGUGUCUGCUUAAAAACAAAUGCUUUGUGUGUUUAAAGAAUCGAAAGUAAAAGUAAGAAAUUAUAAUUCCAUGUAUGAAUCUCAGAACCUAGACAUUCCAGCACCUAACUAUAUAUUUUUGAUUUUAAUUUUAUGUAACUUAUUUUAAUGUUUUCUCAUUUUUUUUGCGUGCUUUCUUUAGUCAGCGAAACGUGUCUUAAAAGAAAAAAAAAAAACAAAACAAAAACAAUCAACUGUAUUACAAUGUUACUUUGCGGUACUAUUUAUCCUAGAAAGAAAGAAAUGUCAACUUAAAACCGAACCGUCACGAAUUUGUAUUGCUUAAGUCAUUCCCAAAAAAACCCAUAUUUGUUAGAAUUGUAAGAUUUUGAAUAAGUGAUGCCAUUCCAGUCGAAUCUCUUUACCACGCGUAAAUUGAUGUUGAUGUGCUAUGCAGCCCAAAGAGGGACGAAAACAAACAGAAUACUCAAAAGACAAGAAAGCGAAAUACUCAUGAAUCCAAACAAAACGAAAACCCAAAAAAAAAAAAAAAAAAAAAAAACGAAUGAUGAGACGUUUUUUUGAAACACUUAUUCCAAAUGAUAUGCCACCAAAUUGUAUACCUACAUUUUUAAGUAAUUU
Messenger RNA from Drosophila novamexicana, 1580 nucleotides. Its product is annotated as homeotic protein female sterile-like. Lineage: Eukaryota; Metazoa; Arthropoda; Insecta; Diptera; Drosophilidae. The transcript has a single exon. Bases 23 to 796 code for a protein of 257 amino acids. The record is from RefSeq and is a predicted model, not a curated record.